AUGUUGACUACUGAGCCUCCAACCCAUAAUGACGAUGAGGAAGAUGUCUCACAAAAUCCUGAAGCCGGUGAAGUCCAAAAUGAUGUAAAUGACAAGAGUAUUGACGACAUUGAUGAUUUUGUUCCUAUUUUUAAUGAUAGUGAAACCAAAACCAAAUCUGAAAAAAGAUUCAAGAAAAGAGCUAAGAAAAAGAAAUUGGUAUUGAAACCCAAGAAGAACCCUACCAAAAAGUCAACCACACCAAACAAGAAGAAGAAAACUGCUAAGAAGAAUGAUUAUGUUACAAAGAAGAAGUGGUCUGAAGGAAAUAAAUUUUUUGUUGAAAAGUCCACUAGUAAAAAUAAGUUUGUGCAAAAAAGGAAUACGGUUCUAGAGGUAGAAGUUGUGGAGGAAGAUGUCAAUAAAAACUUGGAUGACAUGUUGGUCCCUCUGAACAAGAAAAGUAAGAAGGUCAUGGGAAGUAAAAAGUAUUUUGACAAUGUUCCAAUUGCACCCCUUGUCAAUGUUUCAUUCUACUCUGAAGAGAGUGUGUUGAAAUGGAAACACGUGUACCACAUGAUAAUUUCCUCUGAGAGGGAGCUAUCAAAGGAAGCGUUGAAAUGUUAUGAGAUCAUGGAGCUAUUAGAGGAUGCAUAUUUCAAAAAGAUUGUGUCUGGAAUUAUUCCUUUCCAUCCCAAUAUGGUUAAAGAAUUCAUAGUGAAUCUUCCAAAAGGAUUCAACGAUGCAUGGUGUAGCGAGUUCAGGAAGGUUCAUAUCAGAGGCCACUUCUUUGGAUUCUCACCAACCAUCGUCAAUGAUUAUCUAGGAAGAGGUGAAGAUGAAAAACAAGUGGAGAAGAUGGUGAACACAUUGGUGAAGAAUUGGUGUACAAAUCUAUCUUCAAUGGGUACUCGCAGUAACAACUUAUUGAAUGAUGAAGUUUUUAUUGACCUUUGA
This is a messenger RNA of Vicia faba (fava bean), 936 nucleotides long. The record is from the annotation of a GenBank genome assembly. NCBI's taxonomy places the organism in Eukaryota, Viridiplantae, Streptophyta, Magnoliopsida, Fabales, Fabaceae.